Oldenlandia corymbosa var. corymbosa is the source of this 2628-nucleotide messenger RNA. The record is from the annotation of a GenBank genome assembly. NCBI's taxonomy places the organism in Eukaryota, Viridiplantae, Streptophyta, Magnoliopsida, Gentianales, Rubiaceae.
AUGUGGAGGUGGAGGGAUUACACUCCAACGGAAGGCGACGGCGACAACCAAACUCUCAUUUACGGUGAGGGUUCCAAUCUGAUUACAGUUAAGCUUUGCCAUGGGGGUGGGUUUGUUCUGCAAAAUAAGUACAGUAAUGUGGAGGGUGAAGUUGAGUACUUUGACAAGGUAGAUUCUGUGAUGCUUACAAAAGAGGGGCUGGAAACCCUUGUUGAUAGGACUAAGUCUUGCAUGCCACAUAAACUUUAUUUUAAGGAUCCAAAUGUGGAAAGGCAUGGAGGAUAUAGAGUCAUUGGACGGGAUAAAGAUGUUUAUGACUUGAUAGCAUUGAAGAAUGAAUCUGGGAUUGUUGAAGAUUUUGAAGAUGAAGAGGCCAGUGAUUCAUAUUAUAUUGCUGAGAGUGAUUAUGAAAUGUCUGACAAGGAUGAUGAGGAUUUCAGAAAAUACGUUGAUGAUAGGAUUGACUCUACACCAUGGUGUUCUUUUAGGCAGCAAGCUGAUACAAAGCAUGCUGAAGAUGUAAAGGGUUCAAAUGGGAGUGAAGCCAAUGAUUCGGAUGAAGAUUAUGGGUCUUGUGAUGACUUAUUGAGUGAAAAUGAAUAUGACGAUGAAGAGAGUGAACGUCCAGUGAAGAAGGACAAGGUCUUUAACCCCGCAACAGACAAGAAGAAUCCCAAAUUUGAGCUAUAUCAGAAGUUUGGAACUAAGUGGAUUUUGCUGGAUGCACUAAGAAGGCAUGGAAUUGUUGAUCGGAGAAUCAUCGACUUUAAGAAAAAUGAUAAGCUGUUUGUGCAUGGGAAGUGUAGGCAUUGUAAUUGGGAGGUUUAUGGGGUUAAAAUAGAAGGAGAGAAUGAAAACACUUUCCAGAUCAGGACUGUAAAUACCAAGCAUAGCUGCGGAAGAGUGUGGAGUACCAAAAAUGUCAAUUCCAACAUAAUUUCUGAUUGGUACGUCCCAGAUUUUGCUGAUGAUCCUAAUAUCAGUGAUCUAAUUCCAGCUGUGAAUGAUGCAUUAGGAAAUGUAUCUCAUAGAGGCACAUUCAAGCCUCCAUAUUUUAGAGUCCUUCCUGGUAGGCCAAAGAGUAGUAGGAAUAAGCUCCCAGUUGACGUGCCUCUUAAGACGAACAAGUGGGGCUCCUUAAAAGCGAGUAGGAAGGUUGGACCAGGAAAGCACAAAUGUGGUUACUGUCGGGGCUCACACAGCAAGAAAACUUGUCCUGACUUGAAAGAAGCUAAGGCUGCAGGAAUUAAGCUAUCUACUAUCCCGCCGAAGGCACUGAAUGAAGCAUCUCUGAAUUUAAGUCGGACUAACCGAAUAGAACAGCCACAACCGGUGGUAUCCGAGUGUGCUGCUUGUGAUUCAACCACUCACACUGUUGAAACAUGUCCAAUCUUAAAAGAAACAACACAAAUAGAAGAGGAAUACCUUUUUAGUAGUCAAAAUGGUGAUAAUGGUCAGAUGGAAAAGGAGAUAAGCACCCCAAAUGCACCUCCUGAAAGUCAGGCAGGAGAUGAUGUUGAUUAUGAUAAUACGCCUUAUUUUAUAAAAUGUGAUUAUUGUCCUCAGUUUGGUCACACCAAAGAGGACUGCCCAGAAUACGAGACAAGAAAGAUCCAGAAACUCUUUUGCCAUGUUGUGCUGAAACCAGUAAAUGUUGAAUCUAAUAUGGCCAAACAACUUCAAAAUCUGAAGGAACCAGAUGGGCAGAUCCAUUGGGGAUCAAAAAAAGCUUCUGAUUACGUCGCUGAACAGACUGCUAAUGCUGUUGCUAGAGGGAAUGAGUUGUAUGCGACGUAUGGGUUCAAACUCCUUUCUUCAUCAGCAGAUAGUAUGUUUACGAGUGGUUCCAAUCAGUUCAAAAUAGAUGCAGACCUGACAUCUAAUCUGGUUGCAUUAACCAAUGACUUGCAUGCUAUCUAUAAAGACUUGGGCAUGAUAUGUUGGCUAUGUUAUCCGAGUGUUAGCCUUUUCUAUACGCAUGACCUUAGUGCUCAAGCAUUGUGCGAGAAUUUGGCUAAGGAAUAUGGAACUUCUAAUAGUCAUACUCAUUAUAGAAUGAGACAGGAACGUAUUGCUAUUCUACAAGAGAAGAAAGUUCCAGGUGAUCCUGAAUUGCAUGUUGAAAACUCUAUUUUUAUGGUUAAAUCGCAGUCUCAAGCGAUGGUUUCAUCCUCUGGUAAUCAAGGAAAGGUUUCAUCCCCUGAUAAUCCGUCUUCUGAUAAUGGUACAAGUGAUAACUUAGCACUUCUGGCUAGAUCUCAAGGUCAAUUCAGGAGGAAGAAGCCAGUGGUUAUGACAAGAUUCUGUACUCACUGCCAGAGAAAUGGUCAUGAAAUAGCAACCUGUUUCAAGAUAAAUGGACUUCUUGAGUGGUUGCAGGAAAGGAAAAAUGCACAGAAGGGAAUUAAGCCACAGACUACUAGGAAUUUUGCACAUGUAGCAGCUACUGAAACUCCUUUGUUUGUUGCAGAAUCAUCAAUUUAUGAUCUGAAUGUGAUGGCUAUACAGUUCAACAAGUUACAGCAGGAAUUUAGCAAGGUACUCAAGGGGAAAGGACCAGCAGAUUCUGCACCUCAAUUUGUCAACUUUGCUUCGAGUGACUUUGCAGGUAGUUCUGUAAAACCUUAG